Molecule: messenger RNA, 2229 nt
Organism: Trichoderma breve
Lineage: Eukaryota; Fungi; Ascomycota; Sordariomycetes; Hypocreales; Hypocreaceae
Exons: 5
Coding region: 1-2229 (742 amino acids)
Biological process (GO): actin cytoskeleton organization
Molecular function (GO): actin binding
Source: RefSeq, a predicted model, not a curated record
AUGCUUCAACGACCAACACCCUCAGGCAUGAUGCCUGCAAGCCAAUCUAACGGCCACCAUCAAUACACAACUUCGGCACCGAGAGGAGGAGGAGGAUAUCGAGGGAGCACUGUUCCCGUUCAGUCAUAUGCCUUUGCACCCCAACCGAAUCUGAAUCAGAGCCUGCAAUGGCAGCAGUACGGGACCUACCGGACGAAUUCAGCACCCUCCGGAAUUCCCACGCAGACUUUCGACCCCAGCCUGGUUCAGCGCUCUCAUCGCACCAACCCAUCCGUCACAAACAUGGCCUUGAUUCCUACCUACAACGGUAGCCACAGCAGUGGCCACAGCAGCGGUCAUAGCAGCGGUCAUAGCAGCGGUCAUAGCAGUGGUCAUAGCAGCGGUCAUAGCAGCAGCCACAGCAGUAGCCACGGUAGCAGCAGUGCACGCGAUGACUCUGUCAAGUCUCCGUCUAGAAAUGCCGCGACACGCCCCCAGCUUUCGCACGCUUCUACCGGAUCACAGUCGACACUGCCUUCCAGUGCGAUGUCCAAGAAUGCACCCGAUCGAUAUCGGAGACCAAGCCACUCAAACACUCGAUCCCAAAGCUCGAACCCCCCGCUCAGUCCCGGCAAUCAAAAUCAGAUGUAUCAUGCACCCAGCGGCUCUCGAUCAGUCCCGAACCUGGCAGCUUCUCCCUCGCUCGGCCCGGGCGGCUCCAUGGAUGACUCGAAUCUGCACCGCAGACCGUCCCCAGAUGAGGCAAAGAAGAUGCGCCGCCGAAGCGUGCAUACCAUACAAUCCACAGAUUCGUUCAGGCCUCUUCUGAAGCCCGAAAACUCCCCUCGUCCAGAGCAAGCUGUCAAUGUCAAGAGCGUUGACAGGAGUGAAAAGUCUCCUCAGGUUGCUCAGAAGAUGGCUAUGCACGUCCGUAAAGGAAGUAAUGAUAGCGCAUCGUCUAGUCGAAGCAGUCAUUCGCGAUCGGCCUCGUCUUCCAACCGCAAUCCGACUACCCCCACCGGCAACCCCUCUUCACCGGGCGCUGACGAAACACCGGUCAAGAGCGAUCAGCUCAAGGUAGCGAAUAUACCUGCGAGAGGUUCAUCUGCCGAUGGAGUUAAGCGGACACUUAGUCCUUCUCCCUUAUCCAAACCCGCCACGAUGGCAAAUGAACCAACUGGUGAUGCCACCGCCGCCGCAGCGCCCUCGGGCAAGAGUGCGGUGUCCCCCGCGGCAAAGCAGCUUGCAGCAAUCAAUGAAAAGGACGUCAAGGGAAAGACUAAAACCUCUAGGCUUCGCCGCGCCUUUUCAUUUGGAAGCGCAGCUGAAUUCCGAAAGGCUGCUGGUCCUGAUGGCGAAGGCAUGGAAAGAGUGGAAGCAGCCAAGCUCCGCAAAGACCCAACAUCGGAGGAGGCUUAUGACGCCGAGCAAGCGCGAAUUGCUGAAGCACAAGAAGCCGCCGGUAUUGGCAAUAGCAUCUAUGGCGGUCGCUUCUUUGGUGGAUCGACGGAUAACCUCUCCAUCUCGUCUACUGCCUCAUCUGCUUCUAUUAUGAUCAGGAAGAUGGGCCGUGGCAUGAAAAAGAGCACCCGUUCGCUGGUUGGCCUCUUCCGGCCGAAGUCUGUUGUGGGCGUGCCGGCGGCCGAUGGUCCUGUUACCGAGGGGCAGGCUGCCGUGUCUAUGAUUACCGUGGAAGCAGAGACUCGACGUGUCAACGUGACCGCGGACCCCCAGGCCGGCAAAGGUGGUACGGGAUUCCCUCGCCUCGAACGCAACUCCCUUGACGCUACUCAGAUCCCUGAAAUUGGAGCAGAGCGUCUGGGCAGUGCAGGAACGGAUAACUCUGGACCUCGAAAGAGCAUUGUGGGUGGUGAAAAAGAACGUGCAGAGGUACUUGCGGCGGUUCGCAAGGGCAUCUUGAAGCGUUCAGGCUCUUCAAGCCCUUCCAUCCGGCCAUCGGAGUCGCCAGAUCUCGUUCUGCCAAACAUUCCAGCUGUCACCGACUCGCCCAAUUCAAGUGCGCCGAGUACACCAAAUGAUGACGCUGGUCCCAAGAGAAAUGCCACGUUUUCACCACGCAUCAUCUUUUACGACACAUGGCCUAGCCAAGAGUAUGACCGCCGUGGUGAAAUUGCCACGUGCAACCGUCUUACACCGAUGCUGGCUCAGCAAAUCAAAGAAGAGCUGAACAGCUUCAAAAUGGAAAUGGAAGUCCAUGAAAAUUCCAAGAUUUAUACGCAUUUCUUCUGA